AGCAAUGCCACGCGUUUCAAAGGACAGUGCAAAUGGCAGAGCCCUUGUAUGUUCCUAACAAAAAAUUCUGUUUAAGUCUGUUGUGUUCCCAUCUGUCAACCUUUGAGAUGGUUGGGCAGGGAAAGGAAGCCAUCACGUGUUUCUUGGUAAAAUACUAAUGGAUAAAAAUGCCCUGUUUACAUGUAAACAUAAUUCCUUUCGGUACAAAGCAGAUCACGGUGCAGACUCACCAUCCCAGAAUGACUUUUGCUUUCUCAGAACAAGUUGCCAACGACCAGCCUUUCUCAAGCCUUUUCUCACAUGAACCAGCAAAAUGUUGUAGAGAACAGAGCACGUUGAUGCCUAUGGGAAUGACUUGCCACAUUGAUAAAAAGCCGUCAACUUGGAUGGAUAUUUGUCAAGGGGCACAGACUCAGCCCUCAGGUACAGUGGAGUUAAAAUUCAACACAAGAAUGGUGGCAAGGGACCACUGUGGGCGCAGCAGCAUCUGGUUGCAGCUUGAGCAAGCCCUGUGUGCCCAGUUUCCUUUUGCCCAGCAGCCCAGCCACAUUACUGGCCUUGUCUUCACCAUGCCCACUUUGGGUUCUCCAGUGUGGGACCUCACUGGCUCAGAGUCCUGCAGAUGCAGCAGGGAUGACUCUCAGUUACUCGUAAUGGACAAGUACAAACCAGCCUUCCUCCUCAGUUUCAAGUUAUUACUGUCCUAUGAGGAACUUAUUAAAGGGACGAAACCAAUACAAAGGAGAGGAAGCUCAGUGGAUAAACAGAACAUUUUGAGUGAAAUUCUGACAAAACGCAGUAGAUAUUUCCCCAUAUACAUGAGUAUUGGAGGUGCAUCCCAAAGACUUUGCUCCAGCCCAGCAGAGGGGGUGGAUAUGGAUGCGUAG
Messenger RNA from Chroicocephalus ridibundus (black-headed gull), 887 nucleotides. RefSeq lists its product as uncharacterized. The record is from RefSeq and is a predicted model, not a curated record. Bases 168 to 887 code for a protein of 239 amino acids. The transcript is spliced from 4 exons. Lineage: Eukaryota; Metazoa; Chordata; Aves; Charadriiformes; Laridae.